Molecule: messenger RNA, 1221 nt
Organism: Cordyceps fumosorosea ARSEF 2679
Lineage: Eukaryota; Fungi; Ascomycota; Sordariomycetes; Hypocreales; Cordycipitaceae
Product: brct domain containing protein
Exons: 2
Coding region: 1-1221 (406 amino acids)
Biological process (GO): Golgi to plasma membrane transport; conjugation with cellular fusion
Cellular component (GO): exomer complex; trans-Golgi network
Molecular function (GO): protein dimerization activity
Source: RefSeq, a predicted model, not a curated record
AUGCUCGUGUCCCUGACCGUCGGCAAGGUCGACGCCGGCGUCACGGUGCUCCUGACCCCUGAUAAGCGCCUUAUCAUCGCUAACGAAGCUACCCCUCAGAUCGAGUUCCCCUCCAUCCUUCUCCCGCCCAACAUCUCCUCCGGCAGCAUUGUCGACAUCAACGUCUCGCAGAACACGACCAAGGAGUCCGCCGAGGAGGCCAAGUUCCGCGCGCUGCAGGAGCGCAUCUACGCCUCCUUCGGCGCGGCCGAGCCCUCGACGCCCGUGCUGCGCUGCCGCAACGCGACGCAGACCUCGGUGGUGCUCGAGUGGGACCCCGUGGCGCUCGCGACCGCCGACCUGGUCUCGCUGACGCUGUACCGCAACGGGCAGAAGGCGGGCCAGAUCCCGCGGCCGCUGGCGAUGCACAGCACCAAGAUCAGCGGGCUGGCGGUCGACACGGAGUACGCGUUCCACCUGGUGCUGCGGACGAGCGCGGGCACGCGCACCAGCGAGCGCGUCGCGGUGCGCACCCACAAGAUGACGGACCUGAGCGGCGUGACCGUCACGCCGGGUUUGUUGCCGGCGGCGCAGCGCGAGGCGCUGGCGCGCGCGGUGACGAGGAUCGGGGCAAGGAUCGUGGCGGAUGGCAGCGUGCGCAUCGACACGACGCACUUUGUGACGACGGAGGGCCGCGGCACCGCGUGGGAGAAGGCGGUGGAGAACAACAUACCCGUGGUCCGGCCGGAGUGGGUGGACGCGUGCGAGAAGGCGGGCCGCAUCCUGGGCGUGACAAAGUUCUACCUGGACGCCAUGCGGCCGGGCCCGCCGAGCGACCCGACGCCCACAUCCACGCCGCCACCGGUGCAGAAGGACCAGCCGCCGCCGCCGCCCCCGGAGGCGGACGACGAGAGCGUGGUGGAGGGCCAUGAGGACGCGGCGGCGAACGGCAAGACGGAGGAGCAGCAGCAGCCGAGUGGCGCCGAGGACGAGCCGGCGGAACCCAAGGCCCGUCGGCCGGACCACGACGAGGAGCAGAAGAUGCGCCUCGAGGACAAGGACGGCCAGAAGCUGGCGCUGCGCCCCGCCGAGGCCAGCAAGGUCUCCCUGGCAGAGGGCGAGUAUGACGCGGACGCCCGGAAGGAGAGCAGCGAAGACAAGGAGGAGCAGGGGGACGAGAAGGAGGUCAAGCAGCCAGGCUCGACACAGGAUGGGGACUCCUUCCAGGAGGUGCAGCUGUAA